AUGGAAGAUUUUUCUAACGGAAAGUCCAAAAAAUUAAAACGUCAUAUACAUAUAUAUAAACUGGAACCUAGUCCAAGUGAAAUACGUCGUGAUUUUCUAGUAAAUCAAUUAUUAACAACAGCCGAACAAUUCCUCGAACGGGAAAAAUUAAUUCAUGCAAUUAAACAAAUUGAUAGUCAACAUAAUACAAUGCUAAGAUUAGAAAUUGCUCAAGAACGUGCUCGCCAUCAAGUUUCUGAGAUUUAUAAGAAGAUCAGAUCAAUUGAUGAGAAUCGCAUUUUAAAAAAUGAAUCCAAUGCAGGCUUAAGUGAUGUUUCAGAUAAAUCUGGAAGCGAUUUCGCAACAUUCAACACAAAAUCUACACUUUCUUCAAAAUUUACGGGAUGUUCAAAAUGUUUGCAAAAAAAUAAAUAUAAAAUGAAAAAUGAGAAAUAUAUAUUUUUGGACGAUCGAUCGACGAGCUUAACAACGUCAGUAUCUCCACCUCGAUUGAAACGUAGCAAAAAAUUGGAUAUUUCAUGUACCAAAACUAAUUACGCAAGUAAUCAAUUCACGGAUUCAUUUGUUGAAAGUAGUGUUGGCAAAUUAAAAUUGAAUAAUAAUUAUAUGUGGGAUAAUUUAAUUCCAAAUAUCAAGUACUUUUUCAACCGUUGCAUGAAAGUGAUUCGAUGUCUUAUUGGUUUCAACAAAUUAUGACGACUAGGUUUAUUACAA
This is a messenger RNA of Chrysoperla carnea, 714 nucleotides long. RefSeq lists its product as uncharacterized. Lineage: Eukaryota; Metazoa; Arthropoda; Insecta; Neuroptera; Chrysopidae. The coding region runs from base 1 to 696 and encodes 231 amino acids. The transcript has 2 exons. The record is from RefSeq and is a predicted model, not a curated record.